This is a messenger RNA of Schistosoma haematobium, 1952 nucleotides long. Its product is annotated as Protein lin-9. Gene Ontology annotation, molecular function: DNA binding. The record is from RefSeq and is a predicted model, not a curated record. Gene Ontology annotation, biological process: regulation of cell cycle; DNA-templated transcription; regulation of transcription by RNA polymerase II. Gene Ontology annotation, cellular component: transcription repressor complex; nucleoplasm. The transcript is spliced from 12 exons. NCBI's taxonomy places the organism in Eukaryota, Metazoa, Platyhelminthes, Trematoda, Strigeidida, Schistosomatidae. Bases 104 to 1831 code for a protein of 575 amino acids.
ACUGAUAAGACGUAUGAGGUAAAUUCAUAUAGUGUGAAAUUCUAGGUCAUCGUGUUUGAUGACUAGGUUUUUCUAGACCUAGGUUCUAAUUUUCGUCAAGACUAUGAGUAUAAGAAACUCAGCAGGUGUUGGCUACGGCACACACAACUGUGAAAUACAAACCCAAAGCUCUGAGCUCGUUAAUAGUCAGUUUCAGUCUUUCAAUCCUAUCGAUCAAUGCACAGAUACGAGUUAUAUUCUGAACUCAUAUCCCAAAGAGCUUCAAAAAAUAUGUUGCAACAUGUUCACCACCCCUAAGUUUUGUGAAUGGUUGAAGCAUGAGUGGUUGUAUUCGAGCAUAGACAAGGAAAUAUUUCUAAGGGUUAAUGACUUUCAGCUGAUAUUGCGGGAAUACUUUCCUACCUUAAAGUCUCGAAUGUUAAGUCGAGUUCAUUGGUCAACUAUUCGACGGAUCAUAGGGAGACCACGUCGUUUCAGUGCCACGUUCCUCUCUGAAGAACGGCACUCUGUGCAAGUAAAACGUAAAAAUAUACAAUACAUACAGCACAUCAUUUUAACAAGUUCUCUUGGUCCAAUGGCGUCAGAACAUUUAGAUAAUCUUUUAUUAUGCUUGCCACCGGCAAUUCGAAUUCCCCUUCGAUUACCAGUUGGUAUUAGAGUAUGUGUUUGUCUUCACACUCCCAUGCAGGGUUUAUAUCUUGGACUGAUACAAAAUUCGUGUCCAGGUGAUGGACAUUAUGCUGUUUGGGUUGAUGAGUUAAUUAUUUCAAAUGAUUACAUGGAAAUGAAAUCUUCCAGAUAUUACGGCUGUCAAAUUGUUCCAGAAGAAAAUGUUUUUCCUUUACCAAAUCAGUCGUUACCACCUUCUGUAACACUUUCAGAGAUUCGCAGUUAUUUUAAAGAAAAUAUAAUAAACAGUGAUGUCACUGUUUUUUCGUCUGAAUUUAAUACUAACUUCAUAAAUACCAUGAAUAAAACGGUCGAAUCAUCUAGUAAUCGUUUACAUUGUGUUGUUCAAUCAUCACCUACUUGUGGACCUUUAUUAAGUGAAAGUGUAUGUGGUGCAAAUCAUAUACAGAUGAAUAAUUCACAAGUUUCAUCAGGAGAUCUUUUAAUCCCAAAACCUAAAUUCGAUAAUCCUUCUGUAAUAACAUCACCGUGUUCAGAACAAACAUCUUCCCAGAAAACCGACUAUCAGUCUUACAAUAGAUUUCUUAUUAAUAUUAUUAAACUUCACAAGAUUUUAGAGAGAAAACGUUCAUCAAUUGAAACAUUAAAACAAUUAAAUGAUACUGCUGAAAUAAAGCUUUCAGAAAACCAGAAUAACAUCACUGUACAAUUUCAACAUACUUAUGCAAAACUCAUAUUAAAUAUAGAUAAAAUUAAUCGAGAAUUAAAACAUUAUAUGAAUCAAGUACUUCUAUACGUGUCAACUAUGGCACAAGAACAUAACAUGGUAGAAUUAAAUUCCGUUAUCGACUGGAGACGUCGCUGUGAUGAUGAAGCUCAAGAAAUAGUUAAUCGGAUGAAAGAAUUACAAACAUACAAAUUAAUUAAUGAAGACAAAUUGGAUCUUGUUGCUAAGCUUAUUUCUAUUCUCAUACAUUUAAGUAAUUUAUCUGAUCAUCGGUACAUGAAUCAAAUCCCAGCGUGUAUUGACGACAUUCUCAAAGAGAUUAAACAUGGUAUUCACCCAAAUAAUUUGAAAUGUUUUGAGUCUACAGUGGAAAAUUUUAUUGGACAAAUUAUAAAUCCAAUUACAAAUACUAUCUAUUCACGAAUGUAUCAAUAUCCUAUGAUGUCGAAUUCACAAGUUUCAGACAAUAUUUAAUAUGUUAAAUGUUACUUUCUUUUUUUGGGGGGGGGGAAGGGGCUAAUUUCUCUUGUUCUAUUUAUUUUCAUGUUGAUUUUGAGUUCAUUAUUUGUUUGUUUCUUUUUAUUUUCUUUUUAAA